AUGGGUUGUUGUUUCAGUGGCUCAAAAACACAACCACCCAUGGAAAGAACCUCCAAGUCUGUUGUUUCCGUGGCUAAAGAAGUUCUGAUACAAAUUCCAGGAUGCAGAGUUCAUCUGAUAGAUAAAGGAGAAGCUGUUGAACUGGCUCAAGGCCAGUUCAUAAUGAUGAAAAUCAUGCAGGAGAACGUGCAUCUAGCUACAAUCAUAAAAGUAGGAAAUGAUGUUCAAUGGCCUUUGACAAAAGAUGAACCAGUGGUAAAGGUUGCUGCUCUCGAUUACCUGUUCACAUUGCCUUUGAAAGAUGAUGAGCCUUUUAACUAUGGUGUGACCUUUCCAGAACAUAGUCAUGGAAGCAUGAGUUUGCUGGAUUCGUUACUGAAGCAGCACUCUUGCUUUUCUGUUUCGAAACGGAGCAAUGAGAAUAAUUAUCUUGAUUGGGAGGAGUUUGCUCCGAGGGUUGAAGAUUACAAUCAUUUUCUGGCCAAGGCAAUUGCACAAGGGACUAGUCAGAUUGUUAAGGGUAUCUUCACGUUGGCUAAUUAUUUCACCAACCAGGUUCACAUAGGAGUGGAAACGAUCCUAAAUAGUGCUGCAGAUAAGAAAAAUGUUGGAGUAGGGAGGGAAAGCACGAGCAACAAAAUUGCUGUGAUUAACGAAAACCUCAAACGAGUAAGAAUGCUGUCAAAUAUGACAGAAAAUUUAACCAAAUCUUUGCUUGAUCGUGUUGGAAUAAUGAGUGGAUCAGUGACGUCUCCUGUGGUUCAAUCCCAACCAGGACAAGCACUCCUCCCUAGCGAGGUGCGGUUGGCUUCUCUUGAUUCAUUCAACAAGGUUUUUGCUGCAGUUGAAGCUGCUGGAAAACAAACCUUUUCUGCCACCUCUCAAGCUGCAACCAUAAUAGUUUCUGACAGGUAUGGGGAAGAAGCAGGAGAGGCUACUGAGCAUUUCUUUGCAACUACAAAAAAUGUUGCUAACACUACAUCGAAUGUCUCUAAGAUAUGGAUGGCUAUUAAUCCGGCUUCUUCAGCAACCACCACAGGAGCACUCAGAAAUGCUUAG
Messenger RNA from Gastrolobium bilobum, 1059 nucleotides. RefSeq names its product senescence/dehydration-associated protein At4g35985, chloroplastic-like. Bases 1 to 1059 code for a protein of 352 amino acids. The transcript has 5 exons. Gene Ontology annotation, cellular component: plasma membrane. NCBI's taxonomy places the organism in Eukaryota, Viridiplantae, Streptophyta, Magnoliopsida, Fabales, Fabaceae. The record is from RefSeq and is a predicted model, not a curated record.